AUAAUUUCAAAACAAAGUAUUUUUGAUUUGAGCAACAGAUUUUGGUAUUUGUCUAUGUAACAGAUUUUUUUAAUAAAUAUAGUAUGAAGUUCAACAAAAUUUGCAGGACAUGUUUACUAGAAAAAGCUAAUUUAAAACCAUUAUUCGAAGCUUGUUUACCAAAUAUGCUCAUGUCGUGUGCAUCUAUACAAGUGUUAAACGGUGAUGGUUUACCUAACCAAAUAUGCACUCAAUGCCUACAGAACGUAAACAGGUCAUACACCUUUAAACUACUUUGCGAAAAAUCGGACUUGGAACUCCGGAACUAUUUAAGCAUCAAUCUCCAGCCACUGUCCUUGCCUACAGAUAACUUAAUGAACGAUGUUAAAUCGGACAUAUUUAGUACUAGUGAAGUCUUACAGCAGAGUUCACUGUUUCAAGAUAUUUUUAAUGAUGCUACAACGCAUUCUCUCGUUGAGACAUUCGCGAAUCAAAAUGCUAGUUCAGAUUUGGUGGAAACUAUGCAAAGUCUACAAACAAUAGCUGAACAGUGUUUACCUGAUUCUUGGGAAAGUGAUGCAAAUAUUGUACCGUGUAACUCCAAUGAAGCUACUGAUAAUUUCACUUUAGGACCAAUUUAUAAAUGCCAGUUUUGUGAAAACAUUUUCAAAGAUGAGUGGUCUUUAUCAGAUCACAUUAAGAUCCACACUGUUCAAAGUAAACUAUUUUGCAGUAUAUGCAGUAAAAUGUUCGAUGACUCUGAUGAAUUAAAUAAGCAUAUCUUGGAACAUGCUUUCAUAAGUGACAAACCCCAUUUAAACCAUUCUACAGAUGCGCCUGUAAAAGGAGCUUAUAAAAUUAAUUGCAAUAUUUGUGAUAGAGAUUUUACUGAUUCGAGGUACCUAAAAAAACACCUCAAGGACAUCCAUUUUAUCGAAAGUGAACGAGGAAUUGAAAUAGAAAAGAAAUACGGUUGUAAUAUUUGUGGAAAAAGGUACCGACAAAACAGACUUUUGUCCAUACAUAUGAGAGUACAUACCGGAGAGAGACCUUUAAGCUGUGAUAUUUGUGGAAGGACAUUCGCUCUCGCCUCUUCCUUGGCAAAACACAAGAACACUCAUAAUGCAGAAAAAAAAUUUGAAUGCCAAAUCUGCAAUAAAAAAUUCACUCAAUCUUCUCACUUAAACGAACAUUUACGUAACCAUGCAGGCCAAAAACCUCAUAUAUGCAACAUCUGUGGGAAGCGUUUCAUAAAAAAUUCUAAAUUAGUUACCCAUAUGAGGACACAUACAGGGAUCAAGCCUUACACUUGCGACUUUUGCAAGACCUCUUUUGGAACCAAUAGCCAAUUGAAGAAACAUAUCAGAAUACACACCGGUGAAAAACCCUAUCCUUGUUGGCAAUGUGGAAGAUCAUUUAGGCGCAUUGAAACUAGAGACACGCAUGUUCGUUACCACACAGGAGAAAGACCAUACGCCUGUACAAUAUGUUCUAAAAAAUACGUAGCAGCUAGUCAUUUACGAAGUCAUAUGAAAACGCACAGCAACGAUAGAAAACACGAGUGCAUUAUAUGCCUUCAGAAAUUUUUCGACUCAAAAACAUUAAAAAACCAUUUAAAUAGCCAUUCUGGUCAAAAACCGUUCAGUUGCCAAUUUUGCGUGAAAGAAUUUUCACAAAACGGAGCCCUUAUAACGCAUAUUAAACAGUGUCAUGCUCAAUAAAAUUGAAACCCAUUGAACUAAACACAAACAUAUAUUUUAUUC
This is a messenger RNA of Phyllotreta striolata, 1742 nucleotides long. The record is from the annotation of a GenBank genome assembly. Lineage: Eukaryota; Metazoa; Arthropoda; Insecta; Coleoptera; Chrysomelidae.